UCACCGUCCUCUUUAACGUCAACAUCGCCCUCUCCUCUUCUCCAUCUUGCUUCCUCGUCGUCACAUCCUCAGGCAGUGCUCAAUACCAACAAGCGAACUGUACUGUGGGAAAAGUACUAGACAGCAAACAUGGUAUCCAACCUUCCGCCCUUCGGCUCGUUCUCAACCCUCUGCUAUGCCGUCCCUUCCUACCCAGUCUGCAACCUCUUCUUCCACCAGCUGCUUGGGCCACGAAAUAGUCCACAGACUAUCUUCCCAGGGCAGGAUACGAGCAAUGCAGUCAACCUCGCAAACCUUGUUUCCGCUGCUCCCGUAGGAAUCAACCCUGAGUGCGGGAUCCCGCGGAUGCACACCGGUUCCUCCCUGGGUAAUAUCGCCAACAUCAUUGCCUGCGGCCUGUCCAUCAUCGCCACUGCCAUGCUCAUCCUCGCUACGGGCCGAAGAAAGGCCGCGGUGGGGCGCGUCGAGCUGCGAACGUUCCUGUUCACCUACCUCCUCACCUGCAUCUUCCAGCUUCUCACCACGGGCAGUUUCUUGGAGCAGGGCAGCAUGGCGCUGGCGAUCAUAACCUCUAUCCAUCUGGGGCUUGUCGUUAUGUUGUUCUGGCAAUUGCUUUGGAAUGCACUCGUUGCGACCCAGUGGGUUGAAGAUGGUACUAUGAGCAGUCUGGUCCCCUUCACCCUCUUCUCUAUCUGUUUCUUCGUUGCAGCACUCUAUAUCUGCCUGGACACCGCAUUUGGGUUCACCCUCAUCUGGCAACCCAACAACCCGACUGACCUCGCCAAUCUGGAGAACAUAACUCUUUUCGUUUUCCUUGACAUAUGGCCUCCCGCCGCAGCCUUUAUAUUCUUCGUUGUCAUGGCCUGUAUCGUCAUGUGCAUCCUGCGGGAAGUGAAGCCCGUGCUCAUGUACCUUCUCACUGCCGUGCUCUUCGUUCUCAGCCAACUGGCCUACUUCCUCCUCAAUAGGAUCAUAUGCGAGCGCACCAGCGCAAAGAUUGACGGGAGCUUUGUGGCCACUAUUUUAGAGACGCUGGCCGUAUAUGCGCUCUGGGGUGCAUGGCGGUCAAUAACAGAAGAUUCCUGGGAAGAACCGUGGUACGACUAAUCCGCGUGCCGUUUACCCUUCAACCGUGUAUAUCUAUGUCAUCCUUAC
Dacryopinax primogenitus is the source of this 1155-nucleotide messenger RNA. RefSeq lists its product as uncharacterized. Bases 130 to 1107 code for a protein of 325 amino acids. Lineage: Eukaryota; Fungi; Basidiomycota; Dacrymycetes; Dacrymycetales; Dacrymycetaceae. Gene Ontology annotation, biological process: protein folding. Gene Ontology annotation, cellular component: endoplasmic reticulum membrane. The record is from RefSeq and is a predicted model, not a curated record. The transcript is spliced from 4 exons.